Sorghum bicolor (sorghum) is the source of this 1559-nucleotide messenger RNA. RefSeq lists its product as uncharacterized. The coding region runs from base 196 to 1320 and encodes 374 amino acids. The record is from RefSeq and is a predicted model, not a curated record. The transcript has 5 exons. Lineage: Eukaryota; Viridiplantae; Streptophyta; Magnoliopsida; Poales; Poaceae. Gene Ontology annotation, biological process: female meiotic nuclear division; male meiotic nuclear division.
UGCUUUUCACGCACCGGCGACGAAAAGCCCUGCUAUUUAAGCACGCCAAGCUCUGUCUGUCUCCACUCCCACUCCACCCCAGCCCUCGCUCUCUCACUCAGCCACUCUCCACACUCUGUCUGUUUCAGUCUCACUCACUCACGUCGUCGUCGUCCUCCUCCUGCUGCUGCCGGCUGCGGCUACACACGGAGCCACAUGGAAAGGGAGGUGCAGCUGAUGGAGGGGAGGCCGCUCCACAUGAUGGGGAUGGGGAUGGCGGCCGCUGGUACGACCACCACCAGCUGCUUCGACGACUACAGCAGCAGCAGCAGCAGUAGCGGCGCCAGCGCCGGCGACUGCUUCGUGCUCGGGUGGGAGCAGCUAACGGCGCCGGCGCCGUUCGGCUGCUUCGGGCUCCUCGCCGCCGACGUCCACGACCUCUUCCCGCUCUUCGCCGCAGGCAUGGAGCCGCCGGCGCUACCCGCCCCGCCUCCGUCCUCGGCCUACGACGUGGCCGCCGCCGCGAUCCCCGGCGAUCUGGACGACCUUCUCCUGAAUUUCUGGGACGCGAGCUGCCACGACGGCGACGUGGGCGAGCCGCUCAAGGCGCAGCAGCAGCAGCAGCAGGCCAGCGCCUUCAAUUCCAGCUGCGUCACGCACGAGCAGGCGGACUACUGCACCCCCACCACCGACUCCUUCGUCCACUACGAUGAUGAUGGCGAUGAUCCCUUGAGCUCGAUUUUCUCGGCGGGUCCCGCGCCGGCACUGGCAGCGGAGAGAGCCGUGUUCCACCAACAGCUCCCCGCCGCAGAGGCAGCGGAGGAGCCCCUCCCCAGCUCGUCCUCCUCCAACUGCCGCGGGGACCCGCCCGCUGCCGGCGGGGUCGACCUGCAGGUGCAGGUGCAGGGGCAGGGGCAGCGCGCCGCGUGGGCGCGGACCCCGCCGCUGCCGAGGAGGACCUCCGCCCCUUCUUCGCUGAAACGCGCGACACGCGAAGAGUCGUCGUCGGAGCAGAUGGCGGCGGCGGCGGCGGAGUGCAGCAGCCAUAGCAACGACGGCGGCGGCAGCAGCAACAAGCGGCGGAAGGCGGCCGCGGGUGUGGUGUGCCCGUUCGCGCUGCUCAAGCCCGACGGCCUGGACGGCGGCGCGACGCUGGCGGACAUCAACGCGCGCAUCCUGAUGCGCCCCGCGCGGCCGGUGCGGCACCCCGUGGGCGAGUUCGCGUGCGCGCCGCGCGUGUCGGCGGACCAGCCGGGCAUCUCGGGGAAGGCCGUCGCCAGCUUCACCCGCCUGCACACCUCAGGGCGCGGCACCAUAACCAUCAUCAGGACGCGGGGCUAGCCGCUAGCAAGCUAGCUAGCACGCGCUCUGUGCCACCGGCUGCUGCUGAUGCUGCUCGUGAAUCAUGGCGGCGUAGAGUAGAUUAGCUAGCCGGCCACCCUGCUAGUACGUACUACCUGGCGGCUAAGUGGUGACUGACUGGACCUCCCAGUUGCGACGCCGUACGUGUAAUGUAAUUAUCCGCGUACUGUAACAUGUAAAUUCGAAUUGAAGGAAUAAAAAUGUCUCCCGUUAAUCUA